Habropoda laboriosa is the source of this 2445-nucleotide messenger RNA. RefSeq names its product tubulin--tyrosine ligase-like protein 12 (gene TTLL12). The record is from RefSeq and is a predicted model, not a curated record. The transcript has 2 exons. Gene Ontology annotation, biological process: protein modification process. NCBI's taxonomy places the organism in Eukaryota, Metazoa, Arthropoda, Insecta, Hymenoptera, Apidae. The coding region runs from base 116 to 1972 and encodes 618 amino acids.
GGUUAUGUUUCGUAGUAUUUUCUUGAUCAAAGAUUCCGUAUUUCUAAGCGAUUCUCACAAUAAAUUGGAACAUUAAUUGCUGGAAUAUAUUUAGAUUAUAUUUCACUUUUCUACAAUGGAUGGAAUAGGAUUAUUCACGGCUUUCCUUCAAACUCAUCAGCCCCAGUUAGAAUCUUCUGGAGUGCCAAGAAUAUUUUGGGAAGUUUUAUUCAAGAAACUUCAGUAUCAAACUUUUGAUUCUGGCUUGGCAUUUCAGUUAAUAAGAAUUGAUUACGACGGUGCUGAAAGAGGUCCAAGAGAUUCAGUUUGGAAACUUUUUGUUUCUUACGAGGAGGGCAUCUCUGCUCAAGAUGCAAAUAACAUUUAUUUGAUAGAUCACGCAUGGACGUAUGACACUCACAAUGCUAGACAAAACCUAUCAACUGUACCAGAUCUGUUAGACCGUAUGUGUUCUCUAAUGGAUUUUGACAUUGAGCAAGAUGAAGAAGAAAAGAUAGAUUUUGUAUUGAACGAAAUGUGGAGAUACAAUCAGUCUUUUUCUUUAAGUAGCGGGUCGGUAGAAGAUAGAAUGCCAAUAUGGUACAUCAUGGAUGAAGUAGGUUCAGCAAUAAAUCAUAGCAAUGAACCUAACUUUAGGACAGUGCCUUUCCUAUACUUACCAGAAGGUGUUACCUACACACUUUUAUUUCCUAUCAAAGAUGUCGACUGUGAAGAGGAAGUUACAAGAGAUUUUGUAGAAGGUCACACAAAUGACCAAACGGUAAGACAAGCAUUGUUACUACCUUGGGUAGAAUCGUCAUUCCUUGGAAGAGAUUUUGUACAAGUAGAACCAAGCGAAGACUACUUUCUGGCAGGUCAUAUUCACGAGACUCUGCCAGAAAAGAUGGACCAACAGUUGCAUCAAAGAGACAGAAGCACGAAAUUAAGAGUUUUCUCCGAGUACACUUAUAUAAACGACUAUCUAACCGAUCCUGCAUUUGAACUCGUGAACGAUGAAUCAUUGGCUGACGUAUUAUGGUACGUUUCACACUUUAAGAUGUACAAAGAAUUAAGCAUUCGUUCCCCGCACGUUUUCGUAAAUCAAUUUCCAUUCGAAAGCGUUCUCACUGUGAAAGAUUUGCUAUCGAUCCUCUGUCGGAGAAAAGUAGGGGACAAAUCCUACGAUCCUGAUACACUAGAAACCUAUCCAGAGUGGAUGCCAACUACUUACAAUUUGAGCACAGAAUUAGUCCAAUUCGUAGCGUACUUCGAGCAGAGGGAAUCGAUAGGUUUAGACAAUCAUUGGAUUUGCAAACCUUGGAACCUAGCUAGAGGAUUGGACACUCACGUAACGAAAAAUUUGUUCCACAUUUUACGAUUGCCCAGUACCGGGCCGAAGAUAGCACAGAAAUACAUCACGAAACCCGUUUUAUACCAGAGGCCGGAAAACGGUAAAGUUAAGUUCGACGUACGAUACGUGGUAAUGCUGAAGUCCGUAAAACCUCUAAGGGUGUUCGCCUACAAAAACUUCUUCCUAAGAUUUGCGAAUAAGGAAUUCGCUUUAAAUAAUUUCGACGUGUACGAACAACAUUUCACCGUGAUGAAUUAUUCAGAGGACACUCCACUUUGUCACGUAAAGUGUGCGGACUUUAUCUUGGAAUGGGAGAGGCAGUACCCGAACUUUUCAUGGAGAGACCAGGUCGAGCCAAAAAUCUUGCACAUGUUCAGAGAGGUUUUCGAGGCUGCGGUCGCUGCGGAACCGCCGAAAGGAAUUGCGGAAAGUCCUCAAAGCAGAGCCGUGUACGCGAUCGACUUGAUGCUCGAAUGGAGACAAGAUAUAGUAGAGCCUGUUCUAUUGGAAAUUAAUUUCUCGCCGGAUUGUAAAAGAGCUUGCGAGUACUACCGAAAUUUCUACAACGACAUCUUCAAAUGCCUGUUCCUAGACGAUAACAAUCCAGAAGUAUUUCACGAUCUGUGCACGGAGGUGAAUUAAAUUCUGUAGAUGAAUUGAAAUACGACGGCCUAAGUGCAUGCCAGCCCCAUAAAUAUCGAGAAGCUAUUAACGAUCGUUUCGUGGUCAGCGUCGUGACCAAAUACAUUUAUUUAUUCAAAACCCGGCAAGUCCCGCAUCUCGUAUGCGGUAAUGAGCUGAAGUAGCUCCAGUAAAUCUGCAUAUGCGAACGUUAAGGGUACAUUUGCUCCGUAAAUAAUUCGCGCCUCCCCAUAACUUGACGCUACAACGGGAAGACUACCGUGGUACCUAAUGGAAUAAUAAACGAGAGGGCAAUUGGAACAGUUUCACGACAGCUCUGGCUUCGGCCACCGUAUGACCGUGUUACUUCUAUGCACGAGAAUACAGAAUAUACUUAAUGCGGAAAGAUGUGCAUAAACGAAUAAACGAAUCGUGACUUUUCUUUCAGCAUUUUAUCUCGAAGAGAAACACGACGAAUACACGUUAAAGUAAUA